Messenger RNA from Sphenostylis stenocarpa, 948 nucleotides. The record is from the annotation of a GenBank genome assembly. NCBI's taxonomy places the organism in Eukaryota, Viridiplantae, Streptophyta, Magnoliopsida, Fabales, Fabaceae.
AUGGAUGCUCAACAUACAGUUGUUCAUCAAGUUGUAGUGCUCAAUGUCAUUGCUCGUGUGUACACAGGUAAGGAGUGGAGGAAAAGGCAAAUUAGAAAGAUAACAGACCAAGUUUUUAACCAAGUAAAGAAUGAAGUGAGACCUGAUAAUUUGAGUUUUGAAGAUCUGUAUAUUGCUAUUUUACUUGUCUACAAUGGCAUCAACAAGUAUAUUCCUCGUCCCCAUUUUGAUCCUCCUUCAAAAGAAAGAGUCAGACAAAUCAUUGAGCACAGUGAUAAGAACAAGGAUGGACAUAUUGAUCGUGAUGAAUUUUUCGGUUUCUUCCAGAAAAUGGCACCUGAAAUAUUCAAUGUUGUUCGUAGAAAACUUGUAGCCACUUUGGUUGUAGCACCAACAGUUGCAGCAACAACAAAAAAGGCUACUGAAAAUGUCCCAGGUGUUGGGAAACUGGUGCAAAGCUUUGCACUUUACACAGGUAAGGAAUGGAGGAAAAGGCAAAUAAGAAAGAUAACUGAUCGAGUUUUUGCAAAAGUACAGAAUCAAAUGGAGAGUGAUAAGCUGAGUUUUGAAGAUCUGUAUAUUGCUGUUUUACUUGUGUACAAUGAUAUCAACAAGUAUAUACCUGGUCCUCAUUUUGACCCUCCAUCAAAAGCCAGAGUCACAGAAGUCAAAGAGAAAUGUGAUAUCAACCUUGAUGGGGAUAUUGACCGAGAAGAGUUUUACGAUUUCAUCCUGCAAAUGACAGCUGAUACAUUCACUGUUGUAAGCCAAAAACUUAUUGUCACUUUGGUUGUAGCACCAACAGUUGCAAUGGCAACAAAAAAAGCCACUGAAGGUGUUCCAGGUGUUGGGAAACUGGUGAAGAAGAUACCCAAUUCAGUUUAUGCUUCUCUAGUGACCAUUGCAGCUGUGUGGUUCCAGAAAAGGGCUCAAAUUUCUUCACUGUAG